Molecule: messenger RNA, 3159 nt
Organism: Ostrea edulis (European flat oyster)
Lineage: Eukaryota; Metazoa; Mollusca; Bivalvia; Ostreida; Ostreidae
Exons: 6
Coding region: 270-2048 (592 amino acids)
Source: RefSeq, a predicted model, not a curated record
GUCUCCUGUUAUACGAUUGGUUGAUUGACUUGCGAAAUGCAUUGCUAUACGGUCGAUUGUUUUCUACAGCAUCUCUCCUGAGCACACUUAAUUGUCGAGCGUAGUUCUAAGAGCUUGUGGCAGAUUCCGGCAACAAGCGACAUCAGAGCUAGAAGUCUGUAUUUUCCGUCGUCUUCUGGCGGAUAGACGGAUAACCGGAAACCAGGAGCAGCUGAUUGAAGUUAAUGGUUUUCAAGAGAUUCCAAACGAAGCAUCACAGCUAAGAAAAGAUGGGUGUCAUGGAAACAUUUUGUUUCGCCGCCAUCUUACUUCUACUUGCAACACCUCAUACGGAAUCUCUCUCCAUCAAACGGCGUUCACCGAGGAGUUCCAAUGACCUCACAGCCGCCUUAAAUGUCUUGCGACGCCAUAAAAGACAGACCUCCGACGUCGAGUACCUGCGAGACUAUUUAUUAGAAAAUCAAGACAGAAUUCCGGAGCCUUACCUGAACGUUUUAAAUGACAAUUAUGACCUUAAUUUAGGAAAAUUCUACCCUCAUCAGGCUCUUCCAGAGAACCUAGUAGAUGAACAGAUGCUUAUAGAUGCAUACAAAAAUUAUAAAGAAUCCACUGUCCCCUAUAAAUUAGAUAAUCGAAAUGUCAAGCGAUCUCGAACUGUCCCAACAAAGGCUGAACUGGCAGAAAUAUUUGGAGACUUCAACAGAGCCCCUGAAAGAACCCACAAGCGACAAAUCUCCAUGCACCACACAGAUUCGGAAUUUGCAUCAUACGGAAAUGGCUUGGAGCAGAAAUUAAAGAGCAACAAAGACUUACCGUCGACAGCGAGAGAAAAUUCCAGAAACGACAUGGCAAAAGACGACAAUGACAUAAAAACAACCGGAAAACAGCGAACCCCAGUAAGCACAGAUGAGCUGAAAGAUGUGUUUGGUGAUGAUACUGAAACUAAAGAUAGUCCAUCUGACUCUGCGGCUCCUACAGAACAACCACUAUCUGGUGCAACCCAAGAUAAGAAAACGGAACGAAGUGCUCCCACUGAGGGCGAACGAUUUCAAGAACUUACAAGUUACGAAAAUCUGGCUAAUAUCAAGGAGAAAAGGAAGAGAGUAGAAAAACGUGAUUAUGACUCUGAAAUGGAGCUUUCCCAGUCUGUUCUCGAUUUGACAAGAACUGUUGCAGCUCUUCGAGAUGAGGUGUCGCGCUUAAAAAUUGCUGAGGCUUUAGAAGAUAAGGAAAAUGACCUUCUUGCAUCUGCUUUAAAACAGGCAACAUUAGGCCAAUUGCAAGGCACAGAGGGCAAUUUGGAGAAGGAGUAUUUGGAUAUUCAAAAUGCAAUAAGAGUAGAAGAACAAUUACAGGCAAUCAGAUCUCCUGAGAAUGUCCAAGACGAUGAGUCGAGUCAGGAAGAGGACGAAGAGAUUGGGGAAGGGGAUCUUCCAGUGGCUGAUAAACGAGAAAAUAUUCCUUUGGGAUUGACGACAAGCGAGGAUGCAAACAUCGGACAGUGGUACAGGAAUCCAAUGAAUGAAAACAAUGCAAUGGAGGAGGAAGAGGCAGACAAAACGCUAAGAAAGUUUGCUGCAAAAGCUCUCGCUUACAAACAUCAUCUCAAAGAGAAUGAAAAUGAGAAAGUCAUUGAAGAACUCGUAUCCAACCUGAAUCCCACACAAAGACAAGAACUAGCGGAAGGAUAUCUUGCCCAAGGUCCCUAUGACGAACCAUCUAACGAAAAUAACUGUCCUGGUGUCAAUUACCUGAUUUCCCAGUGUUCUGUAGCAAAAAUGGCUGGACUUGAAAUAGACGAUGAUGCCAAGAAUCUUUGUAAUAGACACGAAAUCUGCUAUUCAUGUGGAGGAACAUUAUCUUUCAGUCAAACAACGUGUGAUGCAGGAUUCCGUGGUGACGUCAUAGAAAUAUGUGGAGAGGACACAAAAUGUAUUGAAAACAGCGCAAAAUUUCUGUGGUUUUUAAAAUCAGAACAUACGUACAACUACGGUUACCUCGACAAAUGUGAUUCUGGUUGCGUUCGAGAUUUUAUUAAAGGACUAUGAGGUAUAAUUUUAAAAGGAAACAAUAUAUACAAUGGUUCUUUUUUCAUUGAACCUGACCACAGAAUGUAAGACCCCUGUUUCAAUAUUUGGAAUUAUCCUUGAUGCUUUUGAUUGGGCUUAUAUUAGUUUUAGAAAUAAAGGCAUUAGAGUAAAUAUGAUGCUUGUACAUUUAAUUGCUAAUUAGAAACAUCAAACUGUAUGUCCUAAAUUUUGUUUGUAUUCGGGGGGUGGGGGAGGGGGGUAUGUUUAUUGUAUUUCCUUUGAAUGAUUGAAAUUUGUAUGUUCCUUUGGGGCCCCUAAUAUGAAAUUUAUUAAGGUUUUAACUUACACUAGAUGACCAUAUGUCAUCUUAAUAUGUUUGUACUUUGAUCGGUUUUAAGACAACAUUUUAAGUGAGAAUCAUAUAAUACAGAAAGUUUGUGAUUUGUAUAUAAAGGUUACAGUUUUUAAUUUUUCAUAUUUUACAUGGUAAAUAAUUGAUAAAUAUGUCUAAUACAUUUUAUGUGUAAUUUACCGUACACUAAGAGAUAAUACCCUAUGUGCAAUUUAUUGUACAAAAAUGCAGGUUUACCUGCCCUUUAUUUAUCAAAACGGUGGAUAUUUGUAGAAUGUGUACCUCCCAUUACAAAUUUUAAACCCAUCAAUAGAUGUGUAUUACUCAAACAUUCUAAAUCAAUUUAUCAAAAAUAAAACUUUGUAAUAUUUUAUAAAAGUUAUCAAAUCAUAUUUGCAUGAUUCUAACGUGGUCUGCUUAUAAAAUUGUCUUACUUGUAAGAGAGAUAACUCUGGUAUUCAAUGAUACAUUACUUUGAUAAUUCCUUUUAUAGAGAUAGAUCAAUCCUUUUAAAAUUUAGAUUUUGGGGUGGAAUGCAGAAUCCGCUUUUAUUGCCUGUUAUGACACUUUUCGAAAAAAUAUGAAAAUUGCACUUCCGUGUGCAGACUUUCUAUUUUGAUAUAAAGUUUAUGAUAAAAUUAAACAUUAGUUAUGUAAAUCUAUUGUGGUCUGUUUGGAUGCAAAGGAGUUUCUGCAAAAUAGUCUAAAGUUUCAAAAUCUGGAUAAUUCAUUCAAAUUGGAGUUUAUUUCAAUAAAUGAACUUUCAGAAUACAUGCA